AUGAUUAAAACUGCAUAUAAAAAGCAGCCACUCAUUCCUAAAUUGUCUAAUUUAACUUCUGCAAUUGAAAUUUAACAGCCUUUAUCUUGUAGAUAAUAAAAAUAGACAUAUGUUUCAUUUAUUUAACCUUCAAUAAAAACUACAAGACAUAAGGAAAAUAGUUAUAAAUAUACAAAAACUCCAACAAAAUCAGAUCAUGCUAGCUUGAAUGUUAGUAAACAUAGCAGAUCACCAAAUAGUUCUCAAAUUCAAUCUAGUUAAGCAAUCUUAAAUGUUUUAAAUCAAAAUAUCAGAUUAAGAUAAUAACAAUAAUCAUAUUAAUAAUAAAACUAUAAGUCAAACAAUGUUACUCCCUAAAAGCAAAUUUAACAAGAAGAAUAGAAUAAAAUUGAUAAAUAAUAAACAUAAGAGUUGUACUAAUAAAUAAUUAAAUAAAGACAAUAAAGUAUUCGAAAUAUUUAACAAACUAUUUGUUGCAUAAAUCAUGCAGAGAAAAAAGCAAAAUAUUUUAAAGUAAAUGAAAAACAAGAGAGAUUAUAUUUAUGUUCUUUUUGUGCUAUUUAAGAAGCUUAUGAUGGAUUCAUAUAUGAUAUGAAAACUAAUUCUAUAAUUCCUAAAAAACAAUAAUAAAGAAGUUGGACUUUGAAAUAUGAAGAACCUAUCACUAUAGAAUAGAAUAAAAAGUUAUAAUAAUUAAAUGAAUUCUUAGAAUUAGCUAAAUAAUUAUAUGAUUCUGCAAAAACAAAAAAAGAAAUAUCAUUAAAGUAUAACAUCUAAGAAAUUCUUGCAGAAAUUGAAAACAUUAGUUAAGAUAUUAUAAAUAAUGCAUAAAAUAUAAUCCAAAAUGUAGAAUCAAAAUCAUUCUAGAUGAUAUUGUAAAAUUAUGUAAAUAGAUUGCAAUAAUUUGAUAUAAUUAUUAACAAACAAAAUUCUAUAAAUAAAUUACCUUUGAAAAAGUAAGUUUUAAUUAGUUUCUAAAAUAAAGAUAGCUUUGUAAAUCCUGAUUAAAUGGAAUCAACAGAUUCACUUAUGUUAAGAGAAUCAGAAACUUAGCACUUUUUGGAUGAUUGUAGUGAUGUUACUUUAUAUUCACCAAAUUUCUGA
Molecule: messenger RNA, 1104 nt
Organism: Paramecium primaurelia
Lineage: Eukaryota; Ciliophora; Oligohymenophorea; Peniculida; Parameciidae
Source: the annotation of a GenBank genome assembly